CCACUCCAUUCGUCAUCUUCGUAUACACUCCAGCAGAACAUGCUUGACUCUUGGAAACCUGGCACUCAGUACUACGAUGGUUCGGUAGUCCUCUAUGAAGGUGUCCAGUACAAGAUCAUUCAGCCUCACCGAUCCCAGGGUGACUGGACUCCGCCCGCGACGCCUGCCCUAUGGGGACGCAUGGAAGGAGGCGGCGGUCACCGACGCCCCCAUCAUGAGACAUCUGGUCAAUGGAGCGAAGACUGCAAGUCUCAACCAUGUUCUCCAUCAUACGACCAACCUCAGCAGCAGCAACAAGUGGAAGGAUGCGGCGGCGACCGACGUCCCCAUCAUGAGACAUCUGGUCAAUGGAGCGAAGACCGCAAGUCUCAACCAUGCACUCCAUCACACGAACAACCUCAGCAGCAGCAACAGCAACCUUACCAAGCCCCCCAAGGCGGCUUCCAGCCCGCUCGUGAGGAGGGUCAGAAGCACUGGUACGACAUUGACGAUCGCAAGAAGGAAGAACUGAAGAUCGGAGGAGGCGUCCUGGCUGGUGUCGGUGCCCUUGCUGCUGGCGUUUACGCCUACAACAAUCAUGGCAAGAAUCAAGAGGAGAAAAAGGCACAUGUCUGGUCGCAGAACAACUGGCUUCGAGAUGCGGAGCAACGCACCAAGGCUUUCCGAAGCGGAAAUUACCCCGGUCCAGUAGCAUGGGUUCUCAAUGAGGGCAAGAGCAUCCCACGUGAUGCUAUCGAAGGUGGAUUUGAGCGCGGCGCGCCUUUGUACAUUUGUCGUGCUUACCACGAGGGUGGUCUCAUGAUCGGAAAGGCGUGCUCUGUCUUCAAGAAAGGGGCUGUAAUUGGCUACAAGAAGGAGGAGAUCCAUCUUGAUAGAUACGAAAUUCUUGUCGGGGAUUCCCGAGCCGUGCGAUGGGUCAACUUUUCCGGCCAAUUCAACGUAGCAGCUCUCAAUGGAGUUCGACUUGUUGAAGGUGGCCGUGAGCCUGGAGGUGCUCUUCAGUACAUCGCCCAAGCUCCUUACAAUGGAGCCGUGCACCCGGGGAAGGCUUGCGAGGAGUUCGACUGUUGCCUCAUCCCUUAUGACUCCACAGAGAAGAAGGUCAAGGCGAGUACACAUGCUAGCCACGUUGGCAGGAUCUUAGGCUGA
Molecule: messenger RNA, 1149 nt
Organism: Suillus paluster
Lineage: Eukaryota; Fungi; Basidiomycota; Agaricomycetes; Boletales; Suillaceae
Product: carbohydrate-binding module family 12 protein
Exons: 8
Coding region: 40-1149 (369 amino acids)
Biological process (GO): carbohydrate metabolic process
Cellular component (GO): extracellular region
Molecular function (GO): carbohydrate binding; hydrolase activity, hydrolyzing O-glycosyl compounds
Source: RefSeq, a predicted model, not a curated record